AGACCUGAUUUAAUUGGUAGGUAUUUUCAUAGAAAAAUAUGAUUAUUAAAAGCAUUAAUUUCAUUUUUUUAGACAGAGUUAAAAUUGGGAAGUUGUAAGCUUGAUAAUGUUAAGGAUAUUCUGAACGAUCUAUUAAAGGAGAUGAAAUUGAAAAAUAUAGCUCACACCAGAAUAAGUAAGCUAUCCGGAGGGGAAAGGAGAUUACUUUCAUUGGCAACAUCACUACUUUCUAGUCCUCAGAUACUUAUCUGCGAUGAACCGACAACCGGUUUGGAUAGUUACAACGCGUUGUUGGUUGUAGAAUCUUUAAAAAAGUUGGCUAUACGCGGGAAAGUAGUUAUAUGUUCGGUGCACCAACCUUCCAUGGAUGUACUUAAGGAAUUUAACUCUAUAAUUCUGAUGGCUGAUGGCAAGUUACUCUUUCAUGGGAGCCAUGAAGAGUGCAAGGAUAUGUUUGAGAGUGUAAACCUGUAUUGUCCUAAGAACUAUAACCCCGCGGAGUUCUACAUUCGGGAAGUGUCUCGACUCAGUCCUGAAUUAGUCGAGAGUAUUAAGGCAUCACAUCAGUCCGUGUCCUGCGUAGAAACCGAACACCCAGCAAGGACUCGAAUGUACAGGAGAAAUUGGUUUAAGCAAGUUCAGCUUUUACUCUGGCGAUCAUCGUUAUCUUUUGGUAGAGAUCUGAAGGGACAGUUGUUUCAACUAUUUGUUAAUGUUAUGGCAUCAUCUCUAAUAAUCGGCACUUGCUACGUGGGCAUCUCCGGGACCAGUCAGCGGGGGGUGCAGGACGUCCGCGGUAUGCUGUGGCUGAUGACAAGCGAGGUGUGCUUCGCGAUCGCCUACACCGCCCUCUAUGCGUUCGAACAGGACUUGCCUCUAUUCAAGAGGGAGGUCGGCACCUAUAGCUGUUCUGCGUAUUACGUCGCGAGACUUUUGGGAUUUGUUCCCCGUUGCGUGAUUUGGCCAUUGGUCCUAGUGUUCCUGAUAACUCUGGCCGUCCAGCUGCCUAACCACGCUCUUACUGCUGUUGAGUUCUUCGUUACCCUGUCUAUUGCCGCCGUCGCCUCAUCAGCAUACGGUUUGGGUAUGGCGGCUCUUUUUACAUCGACUGGUAUAAUGGGCGACGUGAUGCCGGUCGCAGAUCUUCCCCUGUUCCUGAUGUCUGGAGCUUUCCUGAGACUUUCAUCGCUUCCCAUGUGGCUGUAUCCUAUUAGGUUCCUCUCACACUUCUACUACGCCAUGGACGCAGUCAGCAAUAUCUACUGGAGACAAAUCGAACACAUCGACUGUCCGACAAAUUCCACGUCAAGUUGCAUCUACGACGGAGCUUCAGUUCUGGCUGAAGCGGGCUACUCCAAUAAAUUCAUGCUUCAGGACCCCACAGGAAUGAUUAUGGUGACAGCCUUCUGGAGUAUUCUGGCUUAUUAUGGCUUGAAACGAGAGGAGAAAAGGGGAUACGCUUAUUAAAUUUAUUGAUAAUUAAAACGAAGAGUUGGAAUCAGAGAAACAAGUACUUAAUAAAAGUGAUAUGUGUGAAAAAUAUGUUUUAUUUGUUAUAUU
Diatraea saccharalis (sugarcane borer) is the source of this 1560-nucleotide messenger RNA. Lineage: Eukaryota; Metazoa; Arthropoda; Insecta; Lepidoptera; Crambidae. The record is from the annotation of a GenBank genome assembly.